Messenger RNA from Tachysurus fulvidraco (yellow catfish), 4026 nucleotides. RefSeq lists its product as uncharacterized. Gene Ontology annotation, cellular component: extracellular region. The record is from RefSeq and is a predicted model, not a curated record. The coding region runs from base 81 to 1973 and encodes 630 amino acids. The transcript has 4 exons. Gene Ontology annotation, molecular function: lipid binding. Gene Ontology annotation, biological process: lipoprotein metabolic process; lipid transport. Lineage: Eukaryota; Metazoa; Chordata; Actinopteri; Siluriformes; Bagridae.
GAAAACACAAGUGAAUCAGUCUGUUCCACUGACUCCCUGUGCCUCUCAGCUGUGUUAUUUCCUUCAUUUUCUCUUCUACUAUGGGUGUGGAAGACAUAUUGUACAAUGAGCUGGUCAAAUGGAUGGAGAAGCAGGAGGAAUGUGCAGAACACCUCAUGAAAUUGGCAAAAGAACUGGAGAAGAUGACGGAAGUUAUGACUGCCGGCCAGUUGGUGGGAAACACAGCAGCAGUGGUUGGGUCUGCUGUCCUGUUUGGAGCAGGCAUUGCAACUUUUCUGACAGGAGGCCUGGCUGCACCCUUGCUGGCCACAGUAGCAGGUGUUACAGCUGGAGUUGGUACUGUAACCAGUGUUACUUGUAAGAUUUUAGAGUGUUGGAAAUCCAGUGAAACAAUGAAAAAUGCAGAGAAGACUGCUGGGGAAGUUGAAAAGAUUUGGAAGCAUAUUGAAAGUCUCCAGGAACAACUAUCAGAGGAGUGUGAAUUGACUAAUGACUUCAAUGAAGUGCAGUGUGAAAUCACAGCAAGAAUCUUAAGAGCCAUGGCCAAACGGAAUGGGAGAGAUCUGCCCCAAAGUCGCCUAACUUACCUCUUGGGAAAUGACCACACAUAUUUUCAUACACAUCAAUCGUUUGUUCCAAGCGAAGGGUUAUUCAAGGGUGUCGGUAAUUUGUUAGCAUUUAUUGGAUUUACUGAAAUCUUUCUAAAAACAGCAGCUAAAAAAGGAGCAAAAUAUGUUCCACUUAUUCUGACUACUGAAGGAAUGGCUGCUAUUGCAUUGAAAGCUGUGGUAAAAGGAACAGGCCAGGUCGCAGGAGGAGCCCUUGGCCUGGUGCUCUCACUUCCAGAUCUGAUUGACAACUGUGAAAAACUGAUUAAGAACAAACAUCAGACAGAAGCUAGCAAAUAUCUGAGGAACAAAGCAUGUGAAAUUCGUGAUGCUGUCAAAAAAAUUAAAAAGCAAUUGACUGAAUUGCAAGAGAUGCUCAAUGAAAUCCCUGAAAUCGAGAUUCACAUUGAUUUGGCUACAGAGAUGUGUGGCAACCAAAGAUACACACGAGGCACCAUUUCCGUGGAGUCUAAAAAGACCAAAAAGCAUGAUGGAAAUAAAAAAGAGUUUAUUUUAAUAUCCACAAAAGUCAUGUGUGAAACCAAGACUGGUGACAAAAGUAAACAGAAAUCAGCUGUCAAUUCAAAUAACAAAAGACUGAAGGGGAAUGAAGAAAAGAGGAAAGAAGAGGAAAGAAGAAAAAAGGAAUUCCGCCUUCCUACAAUAACCAUGUCCAACGUGCGUUCUCUUUCAAACAAAAUGAAGGAGAUUAAAGAAAAGUUGAAGAAUGAUGAAUUCUUUGCCAGUGACGUGAUGUUCUUCACAGAGACAUGGUUAAAAAACAACUCCUCCCCAAUCGAUGUGGAUGGAUAUACAUCUUACAGGGUUGAUCGUGAUGCAGUGCUUACUCAAAAAAAUAGAGGAGGGGGAAUGAUAAUGCUUGUGAAACAGGAUUGGGCAAGUGAUGUGACGGUAAGAUACACUGACAAUACCCCAGACUAUGAGGUAAUGGAUGUGUCUAUUAAACCACAUGACCAUCCUCAGGAUGAUCCACCACUCACCUUCAUCCAUGUUUAUAUACCAGGGCCUAAUUUUGAUAAAGCUGCCGCUGACAUCACUCGUAUUUACUGUAAUGCUCUGGCGAGGUCUGGUUAUGGUCGUGUUUUCUUGUUGGGUGAUUUCAACAGGUGUAACAUCACUACUUUAAUAGACUACCUCCUAUGCCAAUACAUCACAUGCCCAACCAGACGCAAUAACACCCUGGAUAGGUGUUAUGGACAUGUGCCUGGUGCUUAUAGAAGUGUUUGCAGACCCCCACUUGGCCGGUCAGACCAUAAUGUUAUUCAUCUGAUUCCUAAAGAUCAGAAUGACCCUCCCAAAUAUGGGGAGUGUAAACAUGACCAUACCAAACCCAGUAAGCAAUGAGAUGUGAGGCUUAUUAAUAUUGAUAGCAUGUUUUGUCCUAUAGAUUUAGGUGGCUUUAGAUAAACUAAAAGAAAAAGCAUUGAAAAAGGAGAAAGGAUUAUAUUUGAGAGAAAAGUGAAAUGGAAUGAAGUUGUUUCCAAAUUUCCAAAAUAAGAAUCAAAUACACAACUAUAAUAUAGUUACACCUGUGUUGAUGAAAGCAUGCCAGUGACCUCAAAUCAGUUUGAAUGUUUAGAUAACAAUGGAGCAAUACCUUAACAUUAGCUACUAAACAUAGCUUAUUGAGAAACAUCUGUUAACUGUAACAUAAAGUCAUUUUCAUGUAUAUAGUAUAGUGUAGGGCCUCUAUUUUGUGGCCACCACAGUAUAAUUUUGUCUUGGGAUUCACAGGUUUAAGCCCUGCACAGUGUUUAGAGGGAUUUUGAGCUAUUUCUCUUCUAGAACAGUGGACAGGUCAUUAUGUGAUACUGGUGGUGGUUUCCUGACUCACUUGUCCAACUCACCCCAAAGUGGCUCAAAAAUGUUCUUAUCUGGUGACCGUACAAACAAUGGAAAAUGUUCAUUUUUAUGUUCACUGUCACCGGUCUUGGAAACCAAUUGCAGCCCAAAUCAUCGCUGUUAUUUAAAUGUUAUAGUAAAUGUUAGUAGACUCCUUUUAAUAUGAGUUAACCGAUUUAUAAUCACUAAGCAAUCUUUAUGUAAUCAUGCAUGCUACGCUGACUAAUUGUGUUAAAAUGAACUUAACUUUAACUCAAUCCAAGCACUAAAUCUUAUUAUUACAGUUUACUGCUAUUAUUAUAUGCCUAUAUAUUAUAUCUAAUGUUAUAAUUAUAUUUAAAAUAAAAUACAAAAUAAUAAUGAGUACUACACUUAGUAUUAAUCUUAGCAACCUAUGUGAUUUUGUUGUGGUUGUUGUUUUGUGUUUUCUAUUUAAUCAAAAUUCUUAAUUAUUCUAUUUUUCCGUUAUUCAAACUGAGAAAACCACAGAAAGAAAAUUUCUUAAAAAACCAAGACACACAUACAUAAUCGGCCCUAACAUUAAAUCCACUGGCCUUUUAUUGGGUAAAUCCUUCUUUCUGAGCCGUAGAGGCAUGGAAUCCACAAGACCUAUGAUGGUGUGUGUAUUUAUUUAUUUAUUCAUUUAAAUAUGUUUAUUGUUUAUCAUUCAAAAUACCAAUAGCACUUUUACGGCUGCUCGAGUCAUUUACACUAACAUUUAUUUACUAUGGUAAAAACUAACCAAUAUUGCACCAUUUUUUGCUUACUAAUAUUUAUUUAUUCUUCUUCAAAAUACUCAGAUUUUUGGUGGGCCAGUGUGACAGAGGGAUGAUCUGAAAGAAUUCAUUUAUUAUUCAGUUAUUUGAUUACUAAAAAUAUAUGUCACAUUAAUUGUUUUAACUUUAUUGUGGUUCGUAGUGAAUUGAUAUUGUAAUACUAUUGUAAUUCCAUUGCAGUAUACUGGAUCAUUUUAUUAUUACAUAUAAAAUAUUGUCACUCCUCAUGCACUUUGUUCAGUAAGACAUUAUAAAGACAGCUGGAUCCUCUGUGUAGCCUUGUGUGGACUCUGGCUACUGUACAUCCUCUGCCCCAUGUAGAUAAGGUAGAUAAGGUAAGCCUGCAUAACCUUUUUGUUAAAUGCAUCCUACAUAAUAAAAAGUUUCUCAUUUAUCUCCUUGAACGAAAGAAAAUAGUCAUGCCUCAGAAUUUUAAAAAGCUAAAAACAGCCAGGAUUGUUUUCAUUUAUUUAUUAAAACAUCUUAAAGAUUGCUGACACAUGAGUAACAUCAUAAAAACAAUGUGGUAAAGUCUUGUGAUUUGGUGUCAAUUGUCUAAUUUGUGUAAUUGUGUAAAUUGUAAAAUGCUAUACUACUAUAGGUUUGUUAUUAUUAUUAACCACAUGUGAAUUGUUUGAGUACAAAUCUAAAAGUAUGUAAUAUUGUGCCAAAUAAAAUAAUGUCUGUCUGUAUGUCUCUCUUUCUGUCACACAUAUAUACAUAUACAGUACAUACAUACAUACAUACACACAUACAUACAUACUACAGUCAUGUAAAAA